UCUGUAAACGAUGCUGGCGUGAAAGAAAGAGAGAAAUAGAAAAAGACAUGAUGUUCAGUCAAGCGAGCUGUUUCUGGGAAGAGAGACUCAAGAAGAAUCACAACAACACCAAAGAUAAAAUUCUGACAAUGACUAUAAAGUAUGUCCUGAAAGCAAAGAGUGUGUCUGAAGCUGUAGUAGUUGAACCAAUCUCAGCAGAUGUGAGCUUUGCUUCUAAUCGCUUCCCAUCAUACAACUUAGGACCUGAUGAUCAGAUCAUCGAUGAGCCUGAAGAAGAUGAAAAAGGUCCAUCUGUUAAAGAUGUCGUCGGCAAAGAGACGGGAGACUUGUCAGAGCAGUACAAGCGUCUUUCAGUUCGUGACCUCGCUUGCAAGUUCGACAAGAACUUAGCUGCAGCUGCUAAACUAGUUGAAGAGGCAAAGUUGAAUGAGGUGACUUCAUUGGAAGGACAUGUUACGUUAAAGAAGCUUAGAGAUGCUUUAGAAGCCAUGAGAGGUCGUAUGGAUGGGCGUAACAAAGACUCAGUAGAAAAAGCUAUCUCCAUGAAUACGUACCAUUCCUCCGGUGAGGUAACUUAGGAGGAAGCAGGCUGCGGAGGAGGCCAACAGCUGAUCAAUCCAGUAGAGGAAUGCGCGGAAGACGCUGAUGUGACCUCCGAAAAGUAGGCCGAUGGUAAC
This is a messenger RNA of Raphanus sativus (radish), 677 nucleotides long. Its product is annotated as stomatal closure-related actin-binding protein 2-like. The transcript has 4 exons. Gene Ontology annotation, biological process: actin filament organization; regulation of stomatal movement. Gene Ontology annotation, molecular function: actin binding. NCBI's taxonomy places the organism in Eukaryota, Viridiplantae, Streptophyta, Magnoliopsida, Brassicales, Brassicaceae. The record is from RefSeq and is a predicted model, not a curated record. Bases 48 to 578 code for a protein of 176 amino acids.